CGUCAGACGUACAACGUCCACCGGAAAUGAACAGGAGUACUUUCUAGAAUGUAGCAGCAAGCUCAUGCUAGCUCCUUUCUUGUGUAGUUUUUAUUCGCAUUUCUUGUUAAACCUCUUGAAGCGUUGAAGGCAACCCUAAUAUAAAGUUUUAUAUUUUUUUUCAAAUUUAUAAUUCUCACUUAAAAUCGCGGCCCCCACUCAAUUGAGCCGAAUCAUAGCUUAUAGCUAACGCCACUAACGCGUCGAGGACACUCAUUAGCUGGUAGGCAUCAUGUCCAGGAUAGACUACAGCGUGUGGGACCACAUUGAGGUGUCCGACGAUGAAGAUGACACCCACCCGAACAUCGACACACCCAGCCUCUUCAGGUGGAGACACCAGGCCCGCGUGGAACGAAUGGAAGAAUUCCAGAAGAAAACACAAGACCUGAACAAGGGACUCACAGAUUGCCGCCGCAAGUUAGUGGAAACGCAGAAGAAAAUCCAGGACAUGAGCCUCUCCGCAUCAGAGGACAACAAAGCCGAUGUGAGCAAGGUAAAGACGGAGGAGAAGAAGCUGAAGAAAGAGGAGCGCGACUGGGAGAGGAAGCUGGAAGACCACUGCCGGGAGGAGAAGAAGAUGCCGUGGAAUGUGGAUACACUCAGCAAAGAAGGUUUCAGCAAGAGCAUUGUCAACAUGAAACCCGAAGCUGUAGAGGAGUCCGAAGAAGAGAAGGAGAAAAAGCACAAGACCUUUGUGGAAAAAUAUGAGAAGGAGAUCAAGCAUUUUGGCAUGCUGCGACGCUGGGACGACAGCCAAAAGUACUUGUCUGACAACCCUCAUCUAGUGUGUGAAGAGACUGCCAACUACCUGGUCAUCAUGUGCAUCGACCUGGAAGUGGAGGAGAAACACGCCUUGAUGGAGCAAGUAGCCCACCAGACCAUCGUCAUGCAGUUUAUCCUGGAGUUGGCUAAAAGCCUCAAGGUGGAUCCACGGGGAUGCUUCCGUCAGUUCUUCACCAAGAUCAAGACAUCCGAUCAGCAGUAUCAGGAUGCCUUCAACGACGAGAUGGAGUCGUUCAAGGAUCGAGUGCGUGUCCGAGCGAAGAUCCGAAUCGAAAAGGCCAUGAGGGAAUAUGAGGAAGAGGAACGACUGAAACGGCUUGGACCCGGAGGACUUGACCCUGUUGAUGUGUACGAGUCUCUACCGCAGGAGAUGCAGAAAUGCUUCGAUGAGAAAGACAUCCAAAUGCUGCAAGAUGUCAUCAGCAAAAUGGACCCAACAGAGGCAAAGACGCACAUGAAACGCUGCAUCGACUCGGGGCUCUGGGUUCCCAACUCCAAGCCCGAUGAUGGGGAGGAGAAAGAGGAAGACUCCACUUACGAGGACGUCAAAGAGGAGCCCGAAGAAGCCAAGAAUGAAUGACCAUCAGUGUUUGCUAACCCACGGCGUGCGAGUCAGAAAAAUGAAAUAGACGCAUAUAUCCACCUAACAAGUAAAGGAUUGGCUGUCACUUAAUUCAUAUUCAUGCUUCCUGCUUGGGAAUGAACUGCAGCUUGUCUUAUUUAGAUCUAUGUUUCAAAUUGCUCUGUACGCUCAUGUUGAGAGUAGUAACACUCUCAUUUCCCCCUCUGAAUAUGUUUGCUUUUUUUUUUUUUUUAGAUGUAGGCCCACAGCAGUCAAUGUAAUCAGGUUGUAAGUUGCCACCUAUUUUCUAUAAACGAUAAACUCCACUU
This is a messenger RNA of Doryrhamphus excisus (bluestripe pipefish), 1713 nucleotides long. Its product is annotated as hsp90 co-chaperone Cdc37-like. Gene Ontology annotation, molecular function: protein kinase binding; heat shock protein binding; protein-folding chaperone binding. Gene Ontology annotation, cellular component: cytoplasm. The record is from RefSeq and is a predicted model, not a curated record. Gene Ontology annotation, biological process: protein stabilization; protein folding. NCBI's taxonomy places the organism in Eukaryota, Metazoa, Chordata, Actinopteri, Syngnathiformes, Syngnathidae.